Messenger RNA from Nicotiana tabacum (common tobacco), 1183 nucleotides. RefSeq names its product dehydration-responsive element-binding protein 3. Gene Ontology annotation, biological process: regulation of DNA-templated transcription. The record is from RefSeq and is a predicted model, not a curated record. Lineage: Eukaryota; Viridiplantae; Streptophyta; Magnoliopsida; Solanales; Solanaceae. Gene Ontology annotation, molecular function: DNA binding; DNA-binding transcription factor activity.
GAAAUUUCUGAUAGGAAGUAGUAUAUGGUCUUUCCUUAAAUAAAUCUUCUUCUCUUGUUACUCUAUAGAAAACACUUGUUCCUUCUGUGACACUAUCUGAAUCCACAGACACUUGAUCUUUUUAUCUCUCUUUCAUUCUCAUUUCACCCUACUUAUGGAAAGUUCAAUUACACUUUGACUUUGUCACUCCUCUUUUGGCAUUCCAUAUAUACUCACCCCCACAAGGCAAUUUCCACUUCCCUCUCUACUUCGUUGCAUUAAUUAAUGGCUGAAUUUGGAGUUGAACCACCAUAUUCGGAGACCCGAAGCAAUAGCAAUUCGUCCUAUUUUCCAUCCUCAUUCUCUUCCAAUUUCACAAAGAACAUGGUGUCGGACACGUCCAACAAGUCAAAAACAGAGGAACCAGAAGAGAAACGUAGGAUAAAGCGAAUAAGCGAUCAGUACUUCAACAGUACUGAAAACAGAGCAUACCCAGUUUAUAGAGGAGUUCGAAUGCGAAGUUGGGGCAAAUGGGUGUCUGAAAUUCGACAACCUCGUAAGAAAUCUCGUAUUUGGCUCGGCACUUAUCCAACCCCAGAAAUGGCUGCUAGAGCACAUGAUGUUGCCGCGCUUAGUAUUAAAGGAGAAUCAGCAAUUCUUAACUUCCCUCAACUUGUUGAGUCACUUCCUCGUCCAGCUUCAGUUUCCCCUAGAGAUGUUCAAGCUGCUGCUGCAAAAGCAGCUGCAAUGGAAGAUGUCCUAAAUUCUGCUUCGUCUUCGGUCAGUACGUCGAUGGAAACAACAGCAGCAUCAGAAGAACUGCUAGGCCAGAUUAUAGAGUUACCGAGUUUGGAGGGGACUUUUGACUCGGACGAGUUGAAGUUGAGUGACUCGGCUGAGAGGUGGGUGUAUCCGCCAUCGCCGUGGGGGGCAUUCGAUGGCGAAUUUUGUGGGUAUUUAUUUGAGCAGACUGUCAUUGGAGAGAGUUUAAUAUCUAGCACAGAUUGGAGAUGUUGAAAUGGAUUGAAUCCUGAUAAUGUUGAUCAAAGCGCUAGCAGUGUGACCAUUAUAGUUUUUUUUUUCUUUGUGAGUUAAAAAAAUAAUUGUUUCUUUGCCUUUGGAUGAUACGGUAUGCUCUGUUCAUAAUUAUAAUCAUAAUUCUUCUUCGUACACGUUUGUGAAUAAAAGAACUCUCUUUUCUUUA